This is a messenger RNA of Prorocentrum cordatum, 313 nucleotides long. The record is from the annotation of a GenBank genome assembly. NCBI's taxonomy places the organism in Eukaryota, Dinophyceae, Prorocentrales, Prorocentraceae.
AUGCCGCUUCUGGCCGAGCCCCAUGCCGGCGAGUCCAGCUGGAUGGCGGCCUGUGUGCCAGCGACGAUGGAGUUGCUACGGCGGCCCCGACGUGUUCACUGGGUGCACGAUGCGCUCGAUGGGCGUUCUCUCCAGGAACUGGCGGAGGACAUGUGCGGGGUGGCGCGGGGCUCGAGCAGGACCAAUCGCGAGAACAUCGUGGACUACCUGCGCUGGCUCGAGGGCCAGUCCUUGGCCUUGCGAGCCCAAGAAGAGGCUAGACACUGGAGUGAGUUGGAACGCAUUCGCGAUGAGAUGCGGCGGCUCGGCGAAG